Wyeomyia smithii (pitcher-plant mosquito) is the source of this 3991-nucleotide messenger RNA. It is a transcript of the gene sl, whose product is annotated as 1-phosphatidylinositol 4,5-bisphosphate phosphodiesterase gamma-1. NCBI's taxonomy places the organism in Eukaryota, Metazoa, Arthropoda, Insecta, Diptera, Culicidae. Gene Ontology annotation, molecular function: protein binding; phosphatidylinositol-4,5-bisphosphate phospholipase C activity. The record is from RefSeq and is a predicted model, not a curated record. Gene Ontology annotation, biological process: phosphatidylinositol-mediated signaling; phospholipid catabolic process; positive regulation of epithelial cell migration. The coding region runs from base 139 to 3780 and encodes 1213 amino acids. The transcript has 13 exons.
UGAUUUUGAUUGUCACAACAGGUCUUGCGCAAAAUGCUAAUAAUGUUGUAAAUCGCCAAUUAAUUUGUUGUUAAACUGAUUGCUCAUGAGUGAAAGCACAAAAAGUGAUUUUGUAUUCUGUGUUGUGUAGUUAUUUAGAUGACCCUUAGUUUUGAUCAUCCGGCAUUGGGCGAGAUGGAACAAAUCAUCUGCAGCCUGGAGCGUGGAACACUGAUUCAGAAAUUUUACCCACGGAGAAAACCAGAUAUGAAAACUUUGAUGUUACAAAGAGAAACACACCAGGUUACUUGGUCACCACCUGGGCAGAGCAAUAGAGCUGAUUUCGAAGGGGCAUUUGAACUUCGCGAAGUAAAGGAAAUUCGCAUUGGGAGAGGUUCCAAAGAUUUCGAAAAAUGGACAGAGGAAGCAAAAAAAGUCGAGCACCGAAAAUGCUUUAUUAUAUUUUACGGCAACGAAUUCAAACUACGCUCUCUGUCGGUUGUAGCGCUCUCGGAAAGAGAAUGUGAAAUGUGGAUCAAAGGUCUUAAGCACAUGGUAGCAGAUGCUGUCAAUGCUCCCUAUUGGUUGAAAGUAGAACGUUGGCUGAGAAAGGAAUUUUAUGCAAUGGAAAAUUCGCGUGAUACUGUGAGUUUGAAGGAACUCAAAUCUUUUUUUCCAAAAGUCAACUAUAAAAUGACAACAGCUAAACUGAGUGAAGUUUUUCAUGAAGUAGAUACUCGCCGGCGCAACGAGCUAGGAUUUGAUGAUUUUGCUCGGCUCUAUCAAAAAAUAAUGGCUGCUCAAAGGGGCAUACAGGAAUAUAUUGGAAUUAAUGUACAGACAAUAACAUCAAAGGAAUUUCAAAAGUUUCUAAAUGAAAAACAAAAUGAUCCUUUAACAAAUGAGUUAGAAGUUUCAAGUAUCAUUCGCGAAUAUGUGCAAGAUCCAAUCCGAGACGUUCAGGAACCAUAUUUAAAAAUACAAGAGUUCAUUGAUUUUCUUUUUUCGCGUCAAAAUGAAAUUUGGAACAAAGAGUGUGAUAAGAUAUACCAUGACAUGAAUCGCCCACUCGCACACUACUGGAUUUCAUCAUCACACAAUACCUACCUUACCGGUGAUCAGUUUUCAAGCGAAUCUUCAGUGGAAGCAUACGCCAGAGCUUUGAGAAUGGGGUGUCGUUGUAUAGAGUUGGACUGCUGGGAUGGCCCUGAUAACAUGCCGUUAAUAUUUCAUGGACAUACGUUUACUACCAAAAUUAAAUUCAGAGAUGUAAUCCAGGCUAUAAAAGAACACGCAUUUGUUACGUCAGAAUACCCAGUGAUAUUAUCAAUAGAACAAAAUUGCUCUUUGGCUCAACAACGAAAGAUGGCAUGCGCAAUGCAAGAUAUUUUUGGUGACAUGUUACUUACACAACAAAUCGAGAAAAAUGAGCAACAGUUGCCCUCUCCAUCACAAUUAAAAAGGAAAAUUGUUCUAAAACAUAAAAAGCUUCCGGAAAAUGCAGGAAAAUUUGAGGAUUUCAUAGUACCCAGUGAUGGUUCUUUGAUUAGACCCGAUGAAACUGAAUUAGAUAUUAGAAAUACUGUUAAGAAUGGUAUUCUAUUUUUGGAGGAUCCAGUGGACAAAGUAUGGAAUCCUCAUUUUUUUGUGUUGACGCAGCAUAAGUUGUUUUAUACGGACAGCCAAAGCACAACUGAAAAAGAAGAUAUGCGUGAGGAAGAAAAUGAGCCUAGUUUAUCGAAUUAUAAAGAGAGCAUAACCAAUGAUGAGUUGCACUUUGGCGAAAACUGGUUUCAUGGUAAAUUACCAGGUGGUCGAGAGGAAGCUGAAAGUCUUUUACGACAGUACGCGCAUCUUGGCGAUGGAACAUUUCUUGUACGCGAAAGUGUCACGUUUGUUGGUGAUUACUGUUUGUCGUUUUGGCGCCAAGGAAAGCCUAACCAUUGCAGGAUAAAACUAAAACAGGACAAGGGUGUAACUAAGUAUUAUUUGAUGGAGAACAAUUAUUUUGACAAUUUGUACAGUUUAAUCAUCUUCUAUCGCCAGAAUUCUCUUAGAAGUGCAGAAUUUUAUAUUACAUUAAAAGAGCCUGUGCCACAGCCAAACAAACACGAAAGCAAGGAAUGGUAUCACGGGAACACAAGUCGUGAGCAAUCUGAAAUUAUAUUACAUCAUUUACAGAACGAUGGAGCAUUUCUAGUUAGGCCGAGUGAUAAAGGAUCAAACGCUUAUGUGAUUUCAUUCAGGGCUAACCAUAAAAUCAAACACUGUCGAAUCAAAGUAGAAGGGCGAUUAUAUAGCGUUGGUGGGAUGGAAUUUGAAAGUUUGAUUGACUUAGUGAAUUUCUAUAUGAAGCAUCCGCUUUACAAGAAAGUUAAAUUAACCCAUCCAAUCUCCAGAGAUAUGAUGAAACGAAUCAAUACUAUGAGCGUGAGUGUAAUCAGAUAUUUAAAUAGCUUGAAUGAAAAAAUGUUUGUGUUACAGGCUCCUGAUGAUAAUGGCGUCUAUAGUUACAUGGACCCUUCAUCUGUAAAUGAAAAGAUAACUGUGAAGGCACUUUACGACUACAAAGCCCAACGUGAAGAUGAACUGUCUUUUUGUAAACAUGCUAUAAUUACAAACGUCGAUAAAAAAGGCAACGAAUUAUGGUGGACAGGUAAUUACGGAGGAAAAAAGCAGCAUUAUUUUCCCGCAAAUUACGUACAAGAAAUCAACACUGCUGAUGGAAGUAGUGAUGAUAGUGGCAGCGACACUCAAAUGCUUGGAAGUCUUCAGAAAGGAUCUCUUGACGUAAACGGAGCCGUUGUUGAAUUAACAUAUGGCCCGCACCCGGAACUGGAUCGAAUUCUGCGCAUUCAAAAUCCUUUAAUGCAGAACGUCUUCGAAAUCGGAGUUCAAUCAAAAGAACUUGCUAUUGAAUGGAUGAGCUCUAUUAAAGAAGUUGCACAAAACGCUAGUGUACUCGAAAAUGAGCGCCGAAAAAUGGAGAGAAAUUCACGGGUCGCAAAAGAAAUGUCAGAUAUGAUAAUUUACUGUAGAAGUGUUCCUUUUAAAAAUACUGGCUGGGUGUUUUAUGAAAUGUCUAGUUUUCCAGAAACAAAAGCAGAAAAAUAUUUCUUACAGCAAGAAACUGAACUUUUUGUUCGAUAUCAUAACAAUCAAAUAAGUCGAGUUUAUCCCAAAGGUCAACGCUUGGAUUCUUCUAAUUAUAAUCCUAUACCAUUUUGGAAUACAGGAUCUCAAAUGAUUGCUCUGAAUUUCCAAACACCAGACAAAUGGAUGCAGUUGAAUCAAGCGAAAUUUAGAGAUAAUGGUGCUUGUGGUUAUGUAUUAAAACCUGAUUUUAUGUUUCGGGAAGGAUUUAAUCCGAAUGAUCCAAAUACAUUAAUAGGAGUCGAAGAGAAAACAAUAACAAUCGGAAUAAUUGGCGCUAGACAUUUAUGCAGAGGUGGGAGAAACAUCACAAGUCCACUAGUGGAAAUUGAGCUUUUAGGUGCUAAUUUCGAUAACGGCGUUAAACAUAGAACAAGAUCAAUAGCCGAUAAUGGAUUCAAUCCAUUUUGGAAAGAGGUUUGUGAGUUCAAAGUGGUGAAUCCAGGUUUGGCAAUGUUACGUUUCGAAGUACAAGAUGAGGAUAUGUUUGGCGAGCCAAAUUUUAUAGGUCAAGCGGUUUUUCCGGUUAACGCAAUACGUACUGGCUUUCGAAGCGUUCCUUUAAGAAAUAAAUUUAGUGAAGAGCUGGAAUUGGCAACACUUCUAGUACAUAUUGUUAUUCGCUCUAGUAACGAAGAGAAUGGCUGAGGAAGUGUUAUGCGUAUGUAAAGAGUUACAAUUGGAAGUAUUAGUUAUUUGUAGACUUCAAACGCAACAAGCUAAAACACAACUAACAUUUGUUCAAAAGUGCCUGAAUAUGUUAUUUUUAACAAACAGAUCGAGCUAUUUGGUGUAGAAAAUCUAUAUCUAUUAAAUAAAAAUCAGUUGGUAUCUGUAAAAAGGUGCAUCACUUGAAAUA